AUGUCGCCCAACUCCCAUCUCUCGUCCUCUCACAGCGCCCUGACGGCGCAGUCUGCAGCGUCUCCUCCGGUCUCUCAAGUGACUGCGGCCCCUACGGCUCGCCGCGCACCGAUUACGCAGGAGGAGGACGAGCGGUUUCAGCGGUUGGCUGCGUUCCUCAAGGCUCGAGUCGGACUGGCUGGUCCUAUCGGCACUUCCGAAGCGACCUCUGAGUUUUCAAGGGUCUCGACUAUCCCUUCUGUUUCGUCGAGUCCCGCGCGGGAUGCCCGCCGGGAGUUGGAGGAGCGGAGGAAGAGGCACGAGGAGUACAGUGCGUACAAGGCGCGCGUGGGCGGGUGGGCGAAGACGGUCGUGAAGAACGAGCCUGAUAGGUUGUUCGGAAGGCAGUGCUUGUCGGACGAGCCAACGUAUUUGGUGGACAAAGGCGGAGACUUCCUCGUCAAGCACCAGAUUCUCGAGUCGACGGGCCUCUUCACGAACCCUCUUUGGGAGCUGAACGGUCCGCACAACCUCUUCCUCGUCGGUCGAGGUCUCCGCUACCAGGCAGACAAGCUGCUGUCCUGGGUCUUGCUGUACGAGGAGCAGACCGCUUCAGCAUACACCGAGCUCGUCCUCCUGUCCGACGAGCGGCGGCGCAGCAGGCCUGAGCGGGAGCGAGAAAUCUCUGCGUUGGGUGCCAACGACUUUUUCGACGAGCUUGUCAAACGCGGGAUCAACAGGCCGCACUUCCGCUUCCUUGCGCUACGACCCGAUCAACUCGGAACGCUUGAGCAGUCAGGAAAGCGUACGUUCGACCACGCUGUCAACGGAAAGUCUGUCUUCCUCGAAGUCUCGACGGACGGGAAUCUUUACCUCCCGACGACGGGCCAACCUUUGCCCGCCUUCUCACACGACAACAACCGAGGCUUGCGGGACCAGCUCUAUCCUCCGGCGGUCGCUCUGCGUGCUACCGUACCUCUCGCCUUUUCCGGCGUUCUCCAGACUUGCCAGAACUUCCCUUCCUUCAGAUCCGACAUCUUCGCCAACCUCAAGCUCUUCAGCAUCAUCUUCAAGCCUUUGACCUCGGACUUCCAGGACGAAGAGCGUCACGACAAUUGCGACGCAGACGCUCAUCUCGCUUCGGCCGUCUCAACCGCCGCCUCAAGCUCUGCGUGCUUGUCCAUCCCGAAUGCGAGCGCAGUACCCAGCACGACUGACUAUCCCGUCGACGCUGCGGCGAAGGUUACGGCAUGGCUUCAGUCGUCGCUCUGCGAUGGCGCUUCCGACGCGAUGGCUUCCUUCCCCGACCCGUCAUGCCGUAACAAGCGAACGCAGACUUGCAGGGCGUACAAGGCGAUCUCGUCUCUAACGACGGAUUAUGUGCGCUCGGACACCACCUGCUCAGACGAGAGCGAGGAGUGCGCCAGGGCCUGGCUCAAGUUCGAAGAUUCGCACGACAUUCCUCUGCUGCAGCGACUCGCAUACGACCCUCGCGUUGACCUCGGGUUCAGGCUUCGUCUCGUAGCCAAGCUCGUCUGUCCAGGACUCUUCCCGCGUGGAUGGCAGUCACUGCUUCCGCCUUUCGCUGCCGAGGAAUCGCCAAGCUGCCUCACCAGCCCGGAUCAGGCUACUUUUCCUCGCCAUCUUCUUCCUCACGGCCCAACAGUCCUUGACAUGCCAGCGACGUCGUAG
Messenger RNA from Rhodotorula toruloides NP11, 1671 nucleotides. RefSeq lists its product as uncharacterized. Bases 1 to 1671 code for a protein of 556 amino acids. The record is from RefSeq and is a predicted model, not a curated record. NCBI's taxonomy places the organism in Eukaryota, Fungi, Basidiomycota, Microbotryomycetes, Sporidiobolales, Sporidiobolaceae. The transcript is spliced from 6 exons.